CACUGAAAUUACGCAUUUCAAUGCCACUAGUCGAUAUGAGUGUGUGGCAAUAAAAAAAAAAUUGUGUUUUUUUUUAGUUUUAAAUUAAACUGAAUGCAUUUUCAUGUGUCGUAUUUGAGAAUAUUUCCGUAUCUCCAAAUACGAUUGUCUUCAGAAAAAAAGUUAUUGUCGAUAAGUGAGUAGUGCCUCGUCAACAAAAUCGUAUUGUAUUGGAUUUUAUUGUUUACAUUCUAUCGAUUGGUGGCAUAAAGAUGUAUUGAGCUUUAAAUAAACAAAACAAACGAAAAAAUCACGUUCUAAAUAUGCAGCAGUAUUUCACGCGAUAACACAAUUAAGUCAAUGUCACAAAUCUAAUUAGUCUGUGUUUUUAUACGAAACUAAUUUGUGGUGUAUUUACGCAGUAAAGAGAAAGUUUUCAUUUUUGUUCGUUCAUGUGGAUUAUCUACGACACAUAAACAAAUGCAAACAAAGAUAUCUAAAUCUUGGGUGAGAUAUAAUGAGCGGUCGAUUAUUUGGUGAUAGCAAAAAUUGCACUAUGCUACUUAAAAAUUUAAUGGACAGUGUUAAGGAGGUACAAAAUGUGUAUGGGAAAAAUAAAACACUUUUGGCUACUGAAAAAGAUACAAGAGUUCAAAGAAUGUGUACAAAUUGGGAAUCAGCACUAUCGCAUGGACUAAAAACCACAUCAGUAUUCAAGAAUAUUGUGUCGGGAAAUUUAAAAACAGAAUUACCAACAACUUCGUUCUGGGAAUUUGCCUUCAAGCAUUUAACGAACCAUGAAAAGGAGCGAUUUUCAACGCUACGUUAUGUUUACACAGAUCACGGUAAAGUGCGAUCACUGAUACGAGCCGCUUUGAAUGAACGUGCAUUAGAACGAUACAUUUCGGAGUGGUUAAGUGAUACGACUGGAUUGAAUACGUAUUUUGAAAGUUGGGCGUUAAUUCGUGAUAAUGAAGCGAGCAACCUCUUACCAUCGAUUGCAGCCGGUCUUGGAUCGAUUUUAUUUGCCGUUACAGUCGAUAGUCCGGAAUUGAAUGUUUCAACACUGGCUGAAUCGGUAUCUCCGCGGCAAACGAAUGAAAUUAUUAUUGCAGUACCAACGGUGAGCAGUUCAACCGAACGAAAAUCAGUUGCGCCAAAAAAAGCGGCGGUCAUAUCAUUCGAAGAAGAUGAAAAUAGUUCGUUGGUCAAUGAUAAUGUGUUAAAUUCAUCGACGCCACCAACUUGUGUGUCUCUAGCCGAUGCCUGCUUGAAGUAUCAGGAAAAACAGAAAUUGGCCGAAGAAAAAUCGAAGCCAUUCACGACCGAUUCUACUUAUGAACGACUCCAUGCCGAACCGAUAAAUAUUAUUGCUACUAAUUCAAGAAUACUAUCCAAUGAAACCGAUUACAUUGAACCUGAGUUUCCAACAUCGAUAAAAAUGAUCAAACCAGCGAUACAAACAUAUCCAUCGAAUUCAUAUGACUACAAAGAAACGGAUUCAAAUCAAUCAAAAGCGACUGAUAGCAGCAGUGUAACCUCGGAUACAACAACAAAUUCUUCAAAUUCAUCACCAAAUCAAGUCACUUCCCAGCCAUCGCAUUCCACAUCGAUGAGCAGUUCAAUCAGUAAUACAACGUCUUCAAUCGAAGAGAAUGAAAAUGAUGACGAAGAGCAUGAAAAUGACGAUGAAAAUAAGAAUGAGUUACGCAUUCAAGAGCUAACGACCACUGAAAGUGAACAUAUCGCACGGAUCCGAGAGCUAGAACAACGAUGCGCUUUAUUGGAAGACAGAUUAACUGCGUUGACACUUGAAAACACGCGACUGAGAUCCGUUCACCACAAUCUUGUAGUGAGUCGACAAAGUUCAAAGCAUUUUAUGGUGAGCAUUCCGCGAGUUUUACUCCAGCGACGUGAUGAUUUGAAUAAAAAAUACUUUGCAUACGAGAUUCAAAUCACACCAGUGUCUGGGGACAAUGGAAAAUGGUCAUUGCUUCGACGAUACAGUGAAUUCCAUCGAAUGGAUAAAUAUCUGCGGAUGAGCAAUCCAAUGAUAAAAACGCUUGAUUUUCCACCGAAAAAGAGUUUCGGUAACAUGAAUGCUGACUUCGUUGAGAUGCGACGACAGCGAUUACAAGUCUACUUAUUGGGUGUGUUAUCAAUGAUGCCAGAAAUAUCAUGCUGCACGACAAGGUCACAAUUGGAGCAAACAUUUCCAUUUUUCAAACAGAGUCAUCGGUUGUAAAAGGUCAUUGUUCCCGUACACGUACGAUAACCUCACAAAAACUUAAGCGGUUUAAGCGGUUGAAUCUCCAUUUUGAUAAAGUAAACAUUAAGUAAAAUGAGAUUUACACGAAAAGAGAGCGAUUGUUUUAUAUUUGUAAGGAAAGAAAUUUUUAUGAAUAUAUAUGUAUAUGAGCUGAAACAAAUUUAGUAUUCACAAUCAAUUUAUUUGUGACACACAGAGAUUUAUUCAAAUAAAACUA
This is a messenger RNA of Contarinia nasturtii (swede midge), 2465 nucleotides long. Its product is annotated as sorting nexin-29. The coding region runs from base 497 to 2224 and encodes 575 amino acids. NCBI's taxonomy places the organism in Eukaryota, Metazoa, Arthropoda, Insecta, Diptera, Cecidomyiidae. The transcript is spliced from 6 exons. Gene Ontology annotation, molecular function: phosphatidylinositol binding. The record is from RefSeq and is a predicted model, not a curated record.